Molecule: messenger RNA, 562 nt
Organism: Ctenocephalides felis (cat flea)
Lineage: Eukaryota; Metazoa; Arthropoda; Insecta; Siphonaptera; Pulicidae
Exons: 5
Coding region: 137-535 (132 amino acids)
Source: RefSeq, a predicted model, not a curated record
UUUUUGGAUUGAACAGCUAGUAUAGAUUUGGACGUUCGUGUGAUCUCUCUCUGUGAAUUUUAUAACCGAUUUUAUAAACAACUUUGAUUAUUUAUUUGUGUAAUAAUAUUUAUUGAUUAAACAGAUUAUUUUCAUCAUGAGUGACGAUAUAGAAAGAAUCCGAAAUGAACACUUGGCAGAGUAUGAGCGCGAAAAGCGCACUAAUCCCAAUGAGUGGAAUUUAUCACCUCCUCAAAGCGCACAACCGGAAUACGCCCAGAAAAAAUGUUGGCAUCCAAUUAUGUUAGAGACGGAUGUGCCUCAUAAUGUUGAAACAGAUUCCGAUGGCAAGGUUAAAGAUCACAAACAGAUUAUUUUAAAUAUGCGCCAUGUCAUGGGAUUGGACAGGCCGAAGGAGGAAAGUGCAGAAAAAAGGAAAGCAGCGGCUAAGAUGAUUCCAGAAAUGUUGAUGUAUCUUUGUCAAACAUCAGUGCAAAGUUUUCAUAGGGAACCAUCUGCUGGUGACAGAAAUAGAAAAGUACCAGACACAAUUUAAAAAAAAUUAAAUUUGAAAAAAUCGUUU